Molecule: messenger RNA, 4033 nt
Organism: Limulus polyphemus (Atlantic horseshoe crab)
Lineage: Eukaryota; Metazoa; Arthropoda; Merostomata; Xiphosura; Limulidae
Exons: 5
Coding region: 4-2853 (949 amino acids)
Source: RefSeq, a predicted model, not a curated record
ACGAUGACAACCUCACAGUUUCUAAUCGCUACACUUGUUAUGAUUUCCACAAUAGAGGGCCAGGAGCGUCGUCGAAACGACAGCAACGUGGAAAAUGUCGUGCGUUCAGCUGUGGCAGAUGAAUUUAGCAGCGAGAUAGUCACCAAUAAAACUAGAGCUUAUUUGUCCUGCGAGUCUGGAGAGAUGGUGGUAACAAUGAAUUUUACGGAACCUUACCGAGGGAUAACUUACACCGAUUAUGAUCGCUCAGGUCCUUGCAAACUCUACGGUGACGGUAGACGUUAUUAUCAGUUUCGGAUUCCAUUAAAAGGUUGUGGAACUAAACAAGAGGCGCCACGAGUAUUUAUCAACAACAUUUUAGUACGUUUUCAUCGUUCUCUGGAGCUUGAUGAUGACGAAGUGAAGACGAUUAUAUGCCGUUAUCCUCCGCCUUUAGCACCACCCCCAAAUAAUCUUAUACCCACUAAGCUGGAGCCAACUCCCCCUCUGGCUGUUGUAGCUACGCCUAAACUAUCCGAAAUAGAAUUGCUUCUGAUUGUUUGUGCACUUCUGUUCUUGACUCUGCUAUUACUUGGAGUUGGCAUGGCCUAUUACUGCCUGAAGAAGCGAAACAUCAAGAUUGUACGACGAAGACGAACUGAAUCUUCAGUUCCUGGAAGUGAGAUCACCAAAUUAAGUAGCUCCACCAGGGGUCCAACGACAAUGAUAGGAACUAUUAGUAUUCCUCGUGCUUCAGCCAUAUCCGGAUCUGGGUCCGAGGCAGUUUUGUUAACUUCUGGAUCUUCUCAGCAUGGUUCUGGUGGUACUAAUGAAACUCUUCCUUCCGACUACCCAAGUGAAUCUCCAUCUUCAAUCAACUCAGAUGAAGAACUGGAUGCUCACAAGAGUAUGUCUGUUAAGGAUUUUUCGAACAUGAGGAAUGGGGGCUACAGGUUCCAAAAUAGAGCUUUUGUCCCUGAUGAAGGACCAAUUAUACAGGGUUAUCCUUCAGACCAAGAAAAUAUUCAAACCAGUUCCUCGUUUUACGCAGAAAUUGCUGAAAAACCAUUCGAAUACAGAACUGAUGAUAAGAGACAGAGAAUGGUUAAACAAAUGCUGACUACCAUUAUAGAGAAAGAAGACAACGUUAACACAGACACUAUGAAUGAACAACUAACGAGACUUCAGAAAUUUUCCAAAGAAGACUUAUAUUCAACUCCAAAGUCUAAAACUAAUGCUUCAUUGCAGGUAGACAAACAUACUAGGGAUUCAUUCUUCGUGCCCAAUGAUUCUGCGUCAUCGUUAGCAAGAGGUGACCAUGAUUAUAUGCAAUCUGAAAUUGUUGAAUUCUUACCAGUUGAAAAAAGACUACCACCAGAUCCCUCUUAUGAACCAUCAGUAUAUGGAAGCAUUUCUGAUAAUGGGAACUGGUCCCAAACAGAGAUUGAGGAUGAACUUCCAGUUAGGCCAUAUAUUCGAAAACCUAAGUUUAGAGUUUCCAAUUUGGAGGACCGCUUCUUCGAUACAAGGACAUCAACAGAGAUUGAAGAAACUAAAAAUGUUCAUCGGUGGACUCAUCUGUCAGGUAAUCAGACUAAAUCUGUUGAUGAUGACAAUCCCGAAGAUGAUUUAAUGCCACAACCAAAACCUCACGUUACUCUCCAGAAUAUUGAUGAAGUACAUUUCUCCAAAAUGAAUGAGACUAGUUCUUCAGAAUACUCAAAAAUAUAUAAAAAAGAGAUCAAAAAUCAAUACUCUAGAAAACCAACAUCUUGGGAUGUUAAAUUUCGGAAUCAUCCUCCAGAAUUAAAUACAGAUAAAAACUGGGAUGAAGAAGAUGAAAAACUACGAGAUACUGAAAGUAAUGUAACAAAACCUGCUUUUCAGAGAAAGAUUGGAUCCCAGGAGUCAACAUGUCCAGAGGAAAACGUAAGAGAUAAUUUUUUUAUUAAGGACAUAGUAUUUCGAGUUCUAAAUCCGUCUCCAAUAACUGAGGCUAUGGAACUGUCCGAAGAAGACAAAGAGAAGUGGAAAACCAUAAUCAAUUCAGACACAACUUUCCGCUCACUGAUUCAGGAAGCAACAGCAACUGAGGAAUUAAUUAGAAUUAGCAGAGAUGAACGAUACAAACAGUUAUAUACACCAAACAAGUGGCAAGUUAUUAUUCGUAUAUUAUCGGCACCAGAUUAUAGCAGUCGAACAAAUGUUAAGGAAAAUUCUCGGGAAGUGAAAAAUCCACGAUUUAGGAAAAAGAGUGAUUAUGAAACGCGAAACCGUAAGAGUUCUCUUACUCCACUUUACGAAAUAGACUCCGAAAAUUCACGUUCUGGUAGAUCAUCCCCAGUUAGUGUUAAUUCUCACUGGACAUCUCGAUCUUUUGGAUCUGCGAGGAACUUUGACGGGCGAUCCAUGACAGAAAUGGAUGUAGAUUUCACACACGCUGACAAGGAAUCCUUAUGGAGUGUGGACACUGGUUACACUCACAGAACUGCCCGUAGUGCCGCUGAAAGGUCUUGCUCUGAGUAUAUAGAAGAAGUGCCAACCAUUUCUAGCCUUUUUGGUUCUGGCCACUGCCCUGUUUUAGAGCGGUCAACUUCUGAAUUCCUUCAAUUGCCAGAAACCAUUCUCAAGAUCAAAGAUUGUGAUUCUAGGACUGAUUACCAUAGCGCUUCUAGUGCAUCCAUAGAUACACUCAAUACUCACAGAAAAACGUCAUUGGACUGUCGACGAAGUCAUCGGGAUUUAGAUAAUUAUCCUACAGAAAUUACCAUAACAUCACCAGUUCUUAGAACCUUGGACAGAGCAUCUAGUGUAGGUGAACGAGAAGAAAUCAAAAGCACAUCUGAAACUGACAUUUACGAUUGGCAGAGAUAAUGAUCUAAUACAUAGAGAUAUAGGUGUGUAUAAAAUAUCUUCGUAACUCUAUUCCGUGAUAUAAAUAUACCAGAAAAAAAAAAUGAGUAUCAUAAUUAACAUUACAUUAAUAGGAAUUAAGUUUCCUCAGAAAUUUUGGUUUGUGUUUCUAAUUGUUCGUUUUGAAUACCGUAAAGUUUAGUAAAUUAUUUAUAAUUAAUACAAAUUGAUUAUGGUUUAUCAUCGGUUUUAAGAAGAAUGAAACUUCUCAGUGAAGUUCAGCUUUCGUUCCUAAUAUAUUUCUUGGUUAACUUAAAAGGUGCUAUAUUGUUGUCGUUCGAAAAUAUUUUGAAAUAAGCUUUAUGAGAAUAAGAAGAGUAUGAACUAUCACAUAAGACCUUGUUCUUAUUUUAUCCCACUUUGCUUCAAUUUUUGCGAAGUUUUGUAAAACUGUAUAUUCGUGAUACACAUCGUGCUACACUGCAGAUCUGGUCCACAUUUCUGUUAAUUAAUACCUUCACGGACCUGGAAUUGAAGUUAUGUUUUUUUUUUUGUCUGUCCAGAAAGCUCUUUUUUUUUAAAUACAAAAAUCUGGGUCAAACAAGUAAGCAGUAACAAGUCCAUCUAAAGUGCUAUUUUAUAUGCAAUACGUAACAUUAAAAUUGUAUAUUAUUUAGGAUUUCGUUGCAAUUUUGAUAAACAAAAAUAACACACACACACUACGUGAAACUUUCAACCAUUUUGAACCGUUCUCCAAGUUAAUAUAAUUUAUGAAAUGUAUUUGUUCUGAUAGCUUAUUUAAUAGAUCGGAAGAGCAAUAAAACUGAUGACAACUGAAGGGUAUAAUUAAAUCUUUUAAGGUUGAAUGCAGGUGUUCUUAAGUUGUUAAUUAUUUUUUCAAGAAACCGGAAUAGAGUAGAGUUAGAUAUGAAGUUUGAAUCUUACGUAAAUCAACAGGCGUUAAAUAUUGGUUAAUAACAAAAGCAAAAUCUGGGAACUGUUUUUAGUUUGAUUUUAUUAUUUUUUUUUACCAUAACGUUUACACCAGUUGAUGUCUAUUAAAAAUCUUAUAUAUGUCUUGAUAUCAGUUCUCGAUAUCACAAUAAAACUUGCUUGGCUGUCAUUACACUCCAAUCCUUGCGUUGAAGAUAUAUUAUAUCAUACCUUAAAUAUCAUAAGUUUAUUAUUUCCAACAGAAAGU